This is a messenger RNA of Oryzias latipes (Japanese medaka), 2626 nucleotides long. It is a transcript of the gene ubap1lb, whose product is annotated as ubiquitin associated protein 1-like b. Gene Ontology annotation, cellular component: ESCRT I complex. Lineage: Eukaryota; Metazoa; Chordata; Actinopteri; Beloniformes; Adrianichthyidae. The record is from RefSeq and is a predicted model, not a curated record. Gene Ontology annotation, biological process: ubiquitin-dependent protein catabolic process via the multivesicular body sorting pathway. Gene Ontology annotation, molecular function: ubiquitin binding.
GGAUUCAGACCAUGAUGUUCAAUUCAAGCUAGUAUCUGUGAAAAAUGUAGGUCUUUUCAAAUGUGAGUUUUAAAAAAGAGGUUAAAACUGGAUGACCAAAGGCUGAACAUCUCUGUUCUUGGGUCUGGCUCUGAGAUUACAUUUUUGAGAAUACAGAGCCCAACUGAGCUUUGGCUAAGUAACUGAAGGAAGCAGGAAAUACAUUAAUUAUGUGAUAUUUGGAUCUGUUUAAGCCUCAGAACAGAUGCAUUCAGGUCGGUCUAAACCCAAAGUCACUGUGAACAUGGACAGAAGAUGAACUGGUAACACUUUACACCUUAUGAUGGUUUUUGCAGCAGGAUUUCUCCUGAGCCCGUCACAGCUCUGCAUGUUUUUGCUUGACAGCAUGAAGAUGAACGUCAAAAGGACUUGAUAAGCUUAAAGACCGUCUGUCGCUUCUGUUUUCUGAUCUGUAAGAAUGAGCUUUACACAGGAUAAAACUGGGCAGCCAUCUGCUGCAAAAGUAAACAAGCCUUCAGUUCACUGGUGAUGCUGUUCUGGCUGGAAUCUUUCCACUCUUUGUUUUGUAACACUGCGCUUAUGCAGACAGGAAGUCUCUCAGAAAGAAGAUCGCAUUUAGACCUGAACUUUCUCAUCCGAGUUCCUGAACUCUGAUUCCUGAGAGACGAAGCUCAUUCAGACCGAAGGAUCUCAGAUACUUCUAACCUGAGAGUAGGAGGUUCCAGCUGCAUGGACGGCGUUCCUCUGAAGAUUCCCCAGGCUGUUGCCACUGUGGAGGUCAUAGAGAACUUCCAAGUGACUCUGCCGGACUACAUCGCCAUCCUGCGAGACACAGAGUACGAGUUCAGUCUGGAGAACUGGAUGCUGACUGGACUUCAGAAUGGCUUCACCCACCAGCAACAACCCCAGCCUACCCUUUUGCCAUCAGAGCUUAAGCCAUCAUGUCCACCGUAUUGGAUGAUGUUCAGCAGCCCGCAGCAGAGCCGCCUGGCCAGUCGACACCGCUCAGACUUCUGGGAGCCCAAUCCCCGGCAACGCUCCAACAGCCUCAACCCAGCUGUGCUGCGUGCCAAGUUCACCAUUUCAGACUCAGAAGACGAAUCUGAGCCCACGACACCGGCAGACAAGAGCUCCCCAGAGAUGUGCCUCUCAGAGGAUUCUCAUCCUGCUGCUCGCUGUCAGCACGGCCAGAGGAAACUACAGAAAGCCUUCAUCCCUGAUCUGCUCAACCCUCCGUCUUGUCUGAGCAGCUUGCCACACCAGCGCAGGAAAAACUUGCGCCAGUGUUCCCUGUCAGCGACUGACUCGUCUACCCUGAAGGAGUCCAACAAAGACAGCCCAUCCGCACACAUUGUUCCUGGGACCAGGGAUGAUACACUCAACACGACCAUAAGCGAUCUCAGCUCCACACCUUCGGAGUCUACCUGCCUGGGAUGUGAGAACCUUCCUGCUAACAAGAGACCACGGGGUCUGUUGUCUGGUUUGGACUCAUCAGCAGAGGUUCUGUCGGCUCUGAGCACAGAGGAGAGGGCGCUGGUAGGCGCCAUCACUACUCAGGGCUAUUCUCUCCGAGCAGCCAUCAUUGCACUGCAGAAGAAAGGGCAGCAGACUCCAGACCAGAUGCUGACUUACCUGAUUGCUUGUGAGCACCUGUGUCAGCUGGGUUACGACAUAAGUCUAGUUGAAGAAGCUCUGGAGAUGUUUCAAAAUUGUGAAACCAAAGCAGAGGAGUUCUUGUGCCUGUUGAGUCAGUUUAAUGAGAUGGGCUUCCAGCAGAACACCAUCAAAGAAGUCCUGCUAGUCCAUGAAAACCACAGAGAGCGGGCGCUGGAGGAGCUGAUGAUGCGCGUGUCCUGACAAUAACCCACCAAUGCACCAGAAACUGUUUUCAAUGGAGUGUUAGGAAAUCCUGCAGGCGAAGUUUCCACAACAUUAUUUUACAUUGGCUGAAGGGUGAGAAGGACAGAGGAGAGCAAUCUUAAGAUCCACUCACCACAGUGGAAUCAGGGAUGACUGUGGCUCUCUGGCUGGUGCCCAGGUUUCUCAUCAACCUGAUCAGAUUCCAUCGUUUCAUCCCCCUACAGACUUGACCUCAUGGUGUGAAGCCAAAUGUGCUCUGGGCAGGAACUGACUAGUCCAUGAAAAACCAUGGUGGUUUACCAUCCAAUAGAAAUUAGUAAGAAGGGUUUGGUGCAGGAAAACAAUACUAUAGUACUAUAAUUACUAAAACAAAAUGUAUACUUUUAAUUAUCUGCUUUAGUCCGUUUUCGAGAGCCCAUUGUUUGUGUUGUUUGUAUUUGUUUUUUUGUAGAUUUGUUUUUAUUUUUGAGAGAUUGAUUCAUGCCACAGGAUGUCAUUCUCAACCGGAGAAUUCCAUCCCGGGACGUUGACUGGUCCCCCUGAUCUGUACCAUGUCAGUUUACUGAAGCCAUUCUGAAUCCCCAAAUCUUAGUGUGGUUCACUUUAAAGGGGUUUCAUCCAGUCUGAGAACAGAACGCAGCGACCACGGCAAAUGGGCUCCGGCACAGAACUCAUUCAUCUUCUGAUCUGUUUUUUCCCUUUCGGGGUCCUUGGGCUGCUGGAGCCUAUCCCAGCCACUUGUGGGCAGGGGACCUCCUGCACAGGU